Molecule: messenger RNA, 4423 nt
Organism: Lineus longissimus
Lineage: Eukaryota; Metazoa; Nemertea; Pilidiophora; Heteronemertea; Lineidae
Product: UPAR/Ly6 domain-containing protein crok-like
Exons: 3
Coding region: 36-545 (169 amino acids)
Biological process (GO): regulation of synaptic transmission, cholinergic; sleep; positive regulation of voltage-gated potassium channel activity
Source: RefSeq, a predicted model, not a curated record
ACGCGAUAGAACGAACUCUCAGCCACGCCGCAAAAAUGAAGCAAAUUCUUCUCACUUUAGGCUCCGUUCUGGGAUUUGUUUUGAUCCUUCAUUUGGACAUAAUUCUGGCACAGACGGUCGACUCGAGUAAUCCUACCAAUGUGAAUGUUGGCGUUCCUAAAACAGUCAUUGGCGGCAUCAGAUGCUUUGACUGCAACUCCUUCUACAGCCCUUCAUGCGCUGAUUGGUUUAACAACCAAACAUGGAAUCUUGAACCAUGUGGCCAAAAUGUAACCAUGUGUAGGAAAAUGAUCCAGGAAGCCUACUUUGAUGGUGCGUGGAACGUGCGCUACAUCCGCCAGUGCGCCGAACAUGGUGAGGUUGGAGCUGACGAGGGCCGUCGUUGUAUUGAAAGGGCCGGAAUGUACCGUGUCAAGAUGAGGUAUUGCCAUUGUGAUAACAAAGAUGGCUGCAACAGCGCAUCAUCGGUGAAGAUGAGCCUCGCAAUGAUCCUGCCCCUGUCCCUUGGGUUGUUGAUAUGUAAAUACUUCAGCAGGCUCUUAUAGGACAAUUCGACAUCUGUUGGCUUGCCUUCGGUUCUCCAGGAAUCGAAUCCACUCUUAGUUCAGCUUGCUACAUGUAAGUGUAGUUGUUGCUACUGUCUAUACACACGCGCGUACAGAAUGUGUCGGCUGAUUUUACUACUCUGCGCACAUUCAUUUGUUCAUUCAGUUGAUCACUCUGAAGAAUCGAAGGCAGGCAGGUUUUUCUUUAACCUUUUGACAUGAUCACAUUCCAUGAUUACUCGAAGGAAUGCAUUUUGAAGGACUGGGCUUUUUGUUAUGUGGGUACAUCUUCAAAGGCGAAGUAGUUUAUUCUGGUGCCUUUAAAUUCCAAGAAAAUGGGGGAGGAACAUCGCAUAUAACCACUGUUAACUCUGAAUCCAUGAAAAGGACUUCUCAGUUAAAUUUGGAUAUGUCAGCCCUCUUUGAAUGGCAGACACACAUGUCUUAUAAAACCCAGUCCAUUUCAAAAUGUCUGGGCUGACGUUGGCUUAGAAAUGCACUAAUUGCUGGAUUUCCAGUGUAUAUUGUUUGUUUGUUUAAAAGUGUAUUUUGUGUGUAUGGUUAGGAAAAACAUCAAAUUUUAGGCCGGUUUGUUGCAUUAUUUAUUAAUAGCUAGACCAUUCAAAAAAUGCCAUUUCUCGAUAAGUGCAACAAGUUGGGCAUGUUAAAAAAAGGGCAGAACAAAUGCAAAAUGCUUGGUUCGAGGAAAAGUAUAGAUCAUGCCAUUUCUUUAUCUUAGUUUGGUUGGUACUUGAAUACAUUCGUAUCUUAACAAAGCAUUAGCCACUACAUAUUAUUUGUAAAAUGUCUAAUACUAGAAUAACUAACACCCCAGCUUAGAUUAUACAUAAUUGCAGAAUUUUUACACCAACAUACAACAAUAUGUAAAUUCGAAGGUUGAGAUUUAUACGUGUAAGGCAAUGUACAAAGCCUACGUUGUGUUAUCUGUGUCUGCUUUUUGCCUUUUGUAAAAUAGUUAAAAACAUUUGUCUUUCAAAUGAUGCACAAUAGAGCAGUUUUCCUUGGUCUAGGCAUUAGGAUGGGUUGAAAUAAAUUCACUGGUCUGUUUCGGGUUCUGCCAAAUCCUUGGUGUGUUUGAAAGAAGAUGCACAUUGUCGCGCGGGCGUUCUUAUUGUCGACAUUCAGACUUCUUGCCAAGAAUCGGCUCACAUGGCCUACAAUCAUUGACCUCGAUAUUUUGCGAGUCCUAUUUUAUUAUCUAUUUGGCACAAACAUGUCCUGCUCUUGUCUGUUUGACCUAAAAAUCACUACACAUAGAGCGCCCAGUGAAAUUUUAUUUUAGUCAUGUUGGUGAUUCAGUUCACCAAAAGCCUGUGAUUUUAGUAUACAAGUCGCUGGUCGUGAUAGACUCCAGAAUCUUUAGUGGCAGGUGAAAUCAAGGGGAAACGGAACUGAAAACAGAGCCUUUGACGCCUUUAAAAAUCUUGGAAUCAAUUGUGGCUCAUAACCGGUAUAUUGAUUUGAAUCGUCACCAUGUUCCUGACCAACAGUAAAUCUUUACCUUCUCACUGGUAACCCAUUUUCUGCCUAGCCUAUGCAUAUAUACUAUUGUUUGUAUAAGUUAUUACUGAAUAAAGUGUGGAAAAAAGCCCAGGUAUGCAUGUAAACUAGAACCAUUGUCAUUGUAGCUGGAUUAGUGAACUGCAAUGGCUACCAAUGUAACUGUAUGAAUUAUUAAUUGCUACUACAAAUUGUAAAUUUUUAUGACUGCUUUUUAUUGUUCUGCUACUGCUACAUACCAAUAGUAUUCGCAAACAGAUCAAUUCUGUAAAGAGACUUUUUUGCCGAAAAUUAAUUGACUGGUUAUAAUUUGGGAGUAAAAGUUGUCAUUGACACCUCGAUGCAUGAAUUUGAAGUUUAAUUUCCCGGCCGAACUUCUCCAACAUUCCAAGAACAAUGCUCAACACAAUCAUAUUAAUAUACCAUGACAAGUCAGUGUUUUUGGCUUAGAGAGAUUUAUGUAUGCCAGCGUCUCAAGAUCUCUUUUCCCAAAUGUUUUUAAAAGAUUUGAUAUGUUCCUUGGGCAAGCCUAGUCCCUAGAUUUGAAAUAUUUGAGGUAAAAUUUCAUACGAUCACACUUAAUAAAAUCAACACUUAUAUUGCUGUGGAUUUCCUAGUGUGGGCCGCCUAAUGUGUACAUUAUUGAUUGAUUGAUUGAUUGAUUGAUUGUAAUAGUAGCAAUUGUAUGUAGAUAGUACAUGUAAUUAACCCUUUCAUGCUAGACCGGCCCUAAUGAGACCACUGACCGUUACCGUGUGUGAAAAAGCAGAUUGUGGGUGUAAGUUCUACUUUUGCUCCAUUCUAGGUGAAACACAAUAGUAUAACAGCGUGAUGGUGACAUGAUUUAGAAGUGUGAAUUUUGUGCCCUUUGGCGAACACUCGACAGUGUUGGAAUGUCAAUUUGCCCUCCAGUACUACUGGCACCAGAGCAUCAUGUUUUUGCAGAAAAACGUUCAAUACAUGUCAAAUUCUCCAAUGGCCAAGUACAAUUAUUGCCAAGUGGCAAUUUUUAAAAUCAAAGACGGCUAAGUGUAAUUUGUCGUUUUCUCAUGAUUGCUUGAACAUGAUACAUUAUUAAUAACGUUUCAGUUCUAGUACUAUGGUCUCAUUACCUGCCUUUCUGGCGUGAUUAGGUUCAACCAUGGUCAAUGCUCUGACCAAUUAUGGUCAAUGCACGGAUCAUUGUUAUAUUAAGCCAUCCAUACGAUCACAUUCUGUAUCUGUAUAUAGAGAUAGAAAUAGAGAUUGACAACAUUUUACAUGUAAUCACCGUUCCAAAUGUAUGUGUGUGAACUGUAUGUAUAUAAACUCAUAUUGACACAUCUUAAGGGUCCCCUUGUUCUCUCUCAAGCUUCUUCAUCUUUUGAAUAUGGUCCUAUUCCUGCCUGUGAAAUUUCAUUUGAACUUUUUUAUGUUGUCAGUCCAGUGCUUUAUGCACAUGCAUGUUUCGGUGGUAGAAUAUUCUUUAUUAUCACAAUUCUCACAGAGCUACUGCUUUGCCACCAGAAACAUGAUAUUCUGUAAACUGGAACUUUCACUGGCUGAUCAUAAAGUUCGCUGAGUUGGCCAUAUCCUCUGUCCAUCACAAAAAGUCUGAAAAUAUUUGCCUCAAUGGAAUUACUCACAUUGAAAUGCGCCAACAUAAAAAAAUAGUCUGGUUUACACUACUCAUUUACGAUCCAAGAACAACAACCUGGGCACAGAUGUUUUUUAAAGUCUGACCAAAUGACAAGAUCAAUUGAUGAAAAUAACUACGACCUUAACAGUUUUUAAAACAUGCAGCAUCAAAGGACCACAACGAUGGUCUUUUUUCUGCUACAUGCACGAUCAUUAGUACUUAAAGGAACUUUUUUUAAAUGGUGAAUGAAAUUUUUGAACAAAAAUGUAAACAUGUUACAUGAACUGCAUUCCACAUCAUUUGAAUUGCUCAUUCCUGCUUAAUACGCCUACAUGUAUUUUAAAAUCCAUUGUAAUUCAGUACUAUUCGAAACACAAGAAACUAUGCAGAAAUUGACCAAUUUUCGGUUUUUCUCAUCAAAUGCAUAAUGUCCAAUUAUCAUAUGCCUACGUCAGGAAUAUUUCAAUAACAAUGUGGACCAUAAUGAUUCUAUAACUCAAACAUUCCGAUGUUUUUUCUCUUCUUGAACUUUAAAUCAAAGUGUUGCGAAAUUUACCUCUCAUUAAUCAUUGAUACUAACAAAUCCUUCAGAAUUAUUGGCUGUAGUGUUAAUUCCACCGAAGAAAUCUCUCGCUGUUUGAUUAUUACUGUCACAUCUGUUCAUUAGACUUGAAUGAUGAGAAUUCUCAGUGAUUGUACAUGUCCUGUGUUUUAUAGGAAAUAAAUAACCAUGUGUAGA